This is a messenger RNA of Sebastes umbrosus (honeycomb rockfish), 3608 nucleotides long. It is a transcript of the gene mcoln1a, whose product is annotated as mucolipin TRP cation channel 1a. Lineage: Eukaryota; Metazoa; Chordata; Actinopteri; Perciformes; Sebastidae. Gene Ontology annotation, cellular component: lysosomal membrane; plasma membrane. Gene Ontology annotation, molecular function: NAADP-sensitive calcium-release channel activity. The coding region runs from base 211 to 1980 and encodes 589 amino acids. The transcript is spliced from 14 exons. The record is from RefSeq and is a predicted model, not a curated record.
CCUGAGAGACCGGAAGUCAGUUGGCGACGGACCAACAGAGCAGCAGAGCAACAGCAGCAGCAGCAGCUCGGACCGGCAGCUUGUUUCAGGACAGACAGCUGUGUGCUCUGUGAGAGCUGUAAACUGUUAAUAGUACAGUAAAAACACCGGCUACUCUGAGUUCUAGCUAUAUGAUUUACCUAUUUAUUGUGUUUUUAACCGGAUAACUACAUGGCUACUACAGAGCGCAAAGACUCCUCAGCUCGAGAAGACCUGUCCAGGCCAGUGACUCGCUACGGCUCCAUAGACAGCAGCGGGGAGCAUGACCAUCACAAUAACAAUCAUGGCAACAACCACAGCAACCAUCGGUGUCCCACGGCGGCGGCAGGUCAUUGGGUCGCGGCUGAUCCGGAAGAGGAGGCCUUUCGCAGGAAGUUGAAAUACUUCUUCAUGAGUCCCUGUGAUAAAUAUCACGCCAAGGGCCGCAAGCCUUACAAGCUGAUCCUGCAGCUGCUCAAGAUCAUUAUUGUCACAGCUCAGUUGGUGCUGUUUGGUCUCAGUAACCAGGUGGUGGUGUCCUUCAAGGAGGAGAACACUAUGACCUUCAAGCACCUCUUCCUCAAAGACUACGACGAGUCCUCAGACGACUCCUUUGCUGUUUACUCACAGAACGACGUCUACGACCACAUCUUCUACGCCGUGGAUCAGUAUCUGACCUUACCAGAGACCACAGUGGGACGCUACGCAUACGUGUACGGUGUUGGCGUGAACGGCAGUGCGCUCUCCCUCUGCCAACAGUACUACAAGAAGGGAAGCAUCGACCCAGCCAAUGACACCUUCAAUAUAGACCCUCACAUCAUCACAAACUGUAUAGGCGUUGACCCGCUGGCGUCCCCUCCGUCUCCGCUCACCAGCAGCUACAAGAACUUUACACUCAAGUUCCACAAGCUCAUUAACGUCACCAUAGAUUUCCAGUUGAAGGCGAUCAAUAUACAGACCAUCAUCAACAAUGAGAUCCCCGACUGCUACACCUUUUACAUCACGAUAGUCCUGGACAACAAGGCUCACAGCGGCAAGGUGAAGAUCCGGUUAGAAAACGAGGCAUCAAUAAAGGAGUGUAAGGACCCGAGCGUCUCUGGACACGCUGAGAACUACACACGUCUAGCGUUUGAUGUCGCCGUGGCUCUGGUGUGCAUACUGUCACUGGUGCUGUGUGGACGCUCUAUUCUGCGAGGCAUCAUGCUGCAACAGGAGUUUGUGCAGUUCUUCAGGGAGAAUCUGAAUCGUAAAGUGCGCUGGGAAGACCGGAUGGAGUUCAUUAACGGGUGGUACAUCCUCCUUAUCAUCAGCGACAUCUUCACCAUCACUGGCAGCAUCAUCAAAAUCGGCAUCGAGUCUAAGACUAUGUCCUCAUACGACUUGUGCGGCAUCCUGUUGGGAACCUCCACCCUCUUGGUGUGGGUCGGAGUAAUUCGCUACCUCACGUUCUUCCAGAAGUACAAUAUUCUGAUCGUGACACUUCGAAUUGCGUUUCCCAACGUGAUUCGGUUCUGCUGCUGCGUGGCCGUCAUCUAUCUGGGCUACUGCUUCUGUGGCUGGAUCGUCCUGGGACCGUACCACGUCAAGUUCCGCUCCCUGUCCAUGGUGUCAGAGUGCCUCUUCUCCCUCAUCAACGGGGACGACAUGUUCGUGACGUUCUCCGAGAUGCAGGAGAGCAGCACUCUGGUGUGGGUGUUCAGCCAAGUUUACCUGUACACCUUCAUCUCCCUCUUCAUCUACAUGGUGCUGUCGCUGUUUAUCGCUCUCAUCACAGGAGCCUACGAGACCAUCAAGCACCAAACCCAGCCACCCAUGCACAUCACUGACCUGCAUGCCUUCAUAGCAGAGUGUACGGACGCAGCGAACUCUGGGAAGUUCAAAGGUCUGGAGACCUCGCCGUGCUCCUUCUUCUGCUGCUGUGACAGAACGACGACAUAUGAGGACGUCCUGUUGGUUAACUGAAGUUGACCUCAGUGAACUCAGAAGCCUCACUAUCCUCCCCUGCUGACCACAGGGACACACUGCACCUUCCUGACGCCCCAGUGUCUCUGUACCAACAUGCUGUAUCUGGGUCAAACCUCAUUACUCAUCUGAGGGGUCACCAACAGCUGGACCAGCACUCUGUACAAGAAAGUCUUCUUAUUGGACCUCUUAUCAUGAAGACGACAGGAGGACAGGACUCGGCAGCAUCUUGGAUGACUGAUGCACAAACACUUUUGUGUUGAUCGUUACUGGUUUUUUUUUUAAAACGAAAACGGUAUCUUUUCUAAUGCAUUUAAUGUUGCACAAGCCAGGAGCAGGAACUACUGUCACGAUACUAAGUUGGUGCCAUGAUGAGGAGGAGAGCAGUAGUGCAUACACGGUGCUGACUGUUUUUAUUUUUUUUUUGUUUUUCCUUUUAUAGUAUUUCAAAAUACCUCCUGAGGACAGGGCACUUAUACAUCUCACAAAACAUAUCCAACAACUUUGGAGUUAAUUCAUACAGAAUGAGGGAAAUCCACCUCAUAGUCUUUUUAGAGACAAUCAGGGAGAUGGCUUCUAGAAAGAUGUGUGAAAACAGGACCACGAACGGACGCACAGUGUGAGGUUUCAGUUGUGGAACUGAUUUGUUUUUGUCUCCCGUCAGCUGCAACCAUCAGUAUAAAGUUUCAAACAGCUUCUUUAGCUGCAGUUCUACCGCACAAGCAUCACGCUGCCUUCAAAUGUGGAUACUAGUGUACUGCUGUAUAGUAGACUAUGUGAUGUAUUGUAUUUAUCUGAGUAAUGAUCAAUAUAGUGUCACUAAUGAAGCACUCAACAUUGUCUGUGGUUAGCUACAACGAGGAAAGCUGUCCUCCAGAGCCUUAUGCAUGUUUCUAAGUAUGUCGAGGAGGAAAGAGUUCAUCCAUUAGACGGUAGAAAUGUUCUUCAUUUCUAUAAAACACUGAUGGCAGUCUACAAACUGUAUCUGAUGUGUUUUUUACGCAGUGGAGCAGGGUUUAGGGUAGAUAACCUUAAUGAGAGCAGAAACUUCUGUAAUAAUGUCCUGUCAUACUGAAUCAUGCUUUUGUUAGUCCGUUUGUUGUCUUCAUAAUGAUGUCUUGUCUGUAACCCAGUGACUUGAUCUUUAGGAGACGCUUGAAUAUUCUUUUUCUUUGUACCGCAUAAAACGCACAAAUCUAAAGGAGUCUCACAGUCUGGACUCCAGAGGGUGUUUUUAGGAAAGAAGUGUCUUUUAUGAAGAGAUGGUCCAAGCAGUAAUACGUUCAUGGGGUGUAAGAUGACAGUAUUUUUUCAGUCAUCUUGUAUUCUGUCUAAUAAACCAACAGUGUCACAUUGAAGCUAGAUGGCAAACCUGUGCUAAAUGUAACAAUGGCCUUAACUUUAAAUUAAAUGUCAUGCAUGUAUAAUAUAUAUAUAUAUAUAUAUAUAAUCUAGUAUUACCUAGAUGUACCUUUCCUACAGUUUGAUGUUUUUUUAUACGAAUGAUUUGUAAUGUAAAAAUGCAAAGUUGUCCUGGCGUCAUCUAUUUGGUGUUAUAUGUAUGCCAAUCUACUGAUUAACGUUUCCCGGAUCAUCUUUGAUAUUAAAACAUAGUUUUGUUUCAUUUU